AUGGAGGAUACUCGUCGAGCAAUACGUGAAGGCCGCAUUUUGGCUGCUAAAGGGCUCUAUGAGCACGCCAAGACAUUGUGGAAGACCACAUUAAGUGCAUCAUACUCUAUGCAAGACUAUGCUGGCAUGUUUGUGCUGUCUGUCAAUAUCGGUGAAGCUUGUAUAUGGAUUGCAACGCAAUCAAACACGACAUCUCAAGCGUUGUCACAGUUGCAAGAAGCGAAUGAGAAUUUGGAAUACGCGCUGCAAUUGGUGGAAAAAUGUUUUCUUUGGAAUAGUUUGGCAGGACAUAGAGCUUUGCAUCAUGGGGUACAGCGUGCGAAGACGUUGAGGAGGAAGGCGCUAGACAAGUGGCAAGAGAUUGAGAGGAAACAGAAGACAAUAAUACAGAACAAACUAGUGCACGUGUGUACGACGUGUGGAGUGGGUAAUGGGAGUAUUCUGCUGGAUGAGAAUGAUGGCUGCUAUUACUGUAGAAAGUGCUAUAAGGAGUACUAUGCUACAGUGAGAAAAGAGGCUAGCAUGGAGACUGCAAAGGAGGUGCUUGCUGUACAAGCUGUGGAUGGGUUGGAAGAAGAAGAGAAGAACGGGUUAAUUGCAGAGUUGUGUCUGAAUGAGAACAAAGAAGAUGAUAGUGCUGCUCUUGUUGUGAGUGAGUCGACUGCGCCAGCCAAACCGGUUGAAAAUAUGUGUGUUCAGAGCGAGAGCAAACAGGCAGAGGAGAAUGAUAAAGAAAAUACGGAGAAGGCGAUGCCGGAUCGCACUAGAUCUGAGCGAGUGGAGCUGGGAUCGCUUGCCGAUGUUUUGGCUGGAACGCUUAUGGUAGGGGACACCGUAGAGCAACCUCAGAUUCAGCACAACGACAUCCAGAAUGAUAGACUCGUGUUAGUAGCAGCGGAUCCUGCUGAAGAAGAAGAGUGCACUGAAAAGUCUAUUGCUACUACUGGUGAUCUCCAGGAGGUGCUAGAUGAUGCCAGCUCAGCUACGUCGAGUAAGGGCGUUCCGUGCGAAGAAGAAAUAUGGCUGCUGAAUGAGGAUACAACAGAUAAAGCUCGCGAAAAAUGCCAGUACUCUAUUGCCCAGCUGCUGGAAUUUCGAAAGCUUUCGUCUUGCGAUUGUCCAGAGCCUUUAAUGGCCUCUCCUGUGCGAGAUGAUGGAUGUACCCCGACUCGAACUAAAGUCAACAACUCCCGUAAAAAAAUGAAUCCCAAGAAGCCAAUGAGAUCAGCAGCUUCAUAUCAGCAUAACAAUACAGAUGUCGCUGGAGCCAGUCAAGCAAAGGUGCCAGUGGAAUUUGGUGCCACGCGCUCCGUCUCACCACUACCGACGAUGGACUUGUGCGAUACGCUGCGUAUGGCCCUCCAAGAAGAGUGGCAGAAGGAUGGUGAUACACUACGAUGGCCUCUUGGUUAA
This is a messenger RNA of Peronospora farinosa, 1413 nucleotides long. Lineage: Eukaryota; Oomycota; Peronosporomycetes; Peronosporales; Peronosporaceae. The record is from the annotation of a GenBank genome assembly.